Molecule: messenger RNA, 11994 nt
Organism: Lagopus muta (rock ptarmigan)
Lineage: Eukaryota; Metazoa; Chordata; Aves; Galliformes; Phasianidae
Gene: KCNS3
Product: potassium voltage-gated channel modifier subfamily S member 3
Exons: 2
Coding region: 255-1739 (494 amino acids)
Biological process (GO): potassium ion transmembrane transport; protein homooligomerization
Cellular component (GO): membrane; voltage-gated potassium channel complex
Molecular function (GO): protein binding; voltage-gated potassium channel activity
Source: RefSeq, a predicted model, not a curated record
CGGUUCGGAUGGCUUCUCUGUGCGCUUUGCGGGACGAACGGCCGGCGUGGAGAAGGAGGAGGAGGAGGAGGAAGAGGAGGAAGAGGGAGGCUGCAGCUCGGUGUCGGGGAGCCCCGCUUCCAGCCGAGCGACGCCCGCAGCUCCCCGUCUCCCUCACGAAAGAGGCGGCCCCGGCGGUGAGCACCGCUUCGGCUCCUCGGAGGGGACGAGGUUCAAUGUAAUCUUAUUGGGCACCAGCAGUGGAACUGUUCAAAAUGGUUUAUGGUGAAUUUUUCCGCAGACCUGGCAAAGAUGCAGAACUUAUCAAUUUGAAUGUGGGUGGCUUUAAGCAAUCAGUGGAUCAAAGCACUUUGCUCCGAUUUCCUCAUACCAGACUUGGGAAACUUCUCAAAUGCCAUUCAGAAGAGGCUAUUCUAGAACUAUGUGAUGAUUAUAGUGUUGCAGAUAAGGAAUACUAUUUUGACAGGAAUCCCUCCUUGUUCCAAUAUGUUCUGAACUUUUACUACACUGGCAAACUUCAUGUCAUGGAGGAACUUUGUGUCUUUUCCUUCUGCCAGGAAAUAGAGUACUGGGGGAUAAAUGAGCUGUUUAUUGAUUCCUGUUGCAGCAAUCGGUACCAGGAGAGGAAAGAAGAAGGUCCUGAAAAAGACUGGGAUCAGAAAAGCAAUGACAGAAGCUUUGACUCCUCCAAUGAAGAAUCAUCCAUAUUUGAUAAGGAGCUGGAAAAGUUUGAUAAUCUGUGCUUUGGUGAAAUAAGAAAGAAGAUCUGGGUCAGAAUGGAAAAUCCUGCAUACUGCUUGUCUGCCAAGUUAAUUGCCGUGUCCUCCUUGAGUGUUGUCCUGGCAUCAAUCGUGGCCAUGUGCAUUCACAGCAUGCCCGAAUUUCAAAGGCUGGAUGCCAAUGACAGAGAGAUUGAAGACCCUGUGCUGGAAGCUGUGGAGAUUGCGUGCAUCAUCUGGUUCACUGCUGAGCUAGUGAUCAGGCUCAUCACCGCUCCAAGUCAAAAGAAGUUCUGGAAGAAACCAUUGAAUAUCAUUGAUUUUGUCUCUAUUAUCCCAUUUUAUGCCACCUUGGCUGUGGACACAAAGGAAGAAGAAAGUGAAGACAUUGAAAACAUGGGGAAAGUGGUGCAGAUCCUGCGAUUAAUGAGGAUAUUUCGCAUCCUGAAACUGGCCAGGCACUCUGUAGGACUGCGGUCUUUAGGUGCUACUUUGAGACAUAGCUACCAGGAAGUUGGACUUCUCCUUUUGUUUUUGUCUGUUGGGAUUUCUAUUUUUUCAGUUCUUGUCUACUCAGUGGAGAAGGAUGAUGACUCUUCAGAACUGCACAGCAUCCCCGUUUGCUGGUGGUGGGCAACCAUCAGCAUGACUACUGUUGGUUAUGGGGACACUUACCCAGUCACACUUGCUGGAAAGCUGCUCGGCACCUUAUGCAUUAUCUGUGGGAUACUAGUGGUGGCACUUCCAAUCACCAUUAUUUUCAAUAAGUUCUCUAAGUACUACCAAAAGCAAAAAGAUAUUGACCCAGACCAAUGCAACAAUGAUCGCAAAGAGAAAUGUAAUGAUCUACCUUAUUUUAACAUUAGAGAUAUUUAUGCAAAAAAGAUGCACUCAUUCAUUUCAAGCCUUUCCUCAGUAGGAAUCGUAGUCAGUGACCAAGAUUCAACAGAUGCCUCCAGCAUCCAAGAUACGGAGGAUGUUUAUCACACAGCUACUUUAGAUAAUGGUGCAGGAAAAUGAGUGGAAUCACUUUCUCUUUUCCUUAUUUUUCUUUUCUGAGUCCUGGUAAACAUGGACUUAAAGACUUCAGUGAAUUUAUUAAGUGCAUUUAAUUCUCAGGGUACUUAACUCUUAGCCAUAUUUGGACAUUCUUUGCUCUGAGGAUGCCAUACAAGCUUCGUCGGUUAUAGGAGGCUUUAAAAUAUGCCUCAUGUGGUAGUUUGGUUUUUACACAACAAAUGAUAUGUAUUUUCUUUGAGGAAAAAAGUCAGGAAAACAGUUUUAAAUGUGAGGUCAUUGUUUCCUGCAGCAAUAUGAUGGCUUACACAGAAUCUUGCUGCUGUUCAAGUAGAUGUAUAUUGCAAACACAUAAAACCUAUGGCACAUCAGUGGAGUUUGUACUGAAAAUAUAUCAGAAGAAAGAAGGAACUAUCUACGUGUAAAGCUGUGCUCACUAACACAUUCAUGUAAUCCUGGAAUUGGGAACCAACUUGGGACAGAAAAUGUAUUGGUACAUAGUGUUCUUAAUCCAUGGCAGCAUAAUAUUUAUGAAUUUCUUUCCAAAAGCACAAUGCAUUCUUAUUUUGUUAAAAAAAAUAAUCCCAUUGUGCCUAUAUUUUUCCCAGUGUCCCACCUCUAGCAUGGACAAGCUCUGUCAAGUCCUGAAGGUUCUAAACCAUGUGCACCAGGAUGAAACUUGAGGCCUAAGGCCAGCCAGGAGCUUAUUGUACCUUUUAGCCGCCAUCUCUGCCAUUGCAAACCUGAGCUGUUUUAGUGCUUGGAGAGGAUCCUACUGUGAUUAUGACUUCCUCGGAGGCUUUGUUUUGUGGGCACUGAAGUGAACUGCCAUGGUGGACUUCAGAAGUUACUGCUGCGUGCUGUCAGCUCUGCUCCUUUGCUGGAGGAAGCUUCCUCAGUGGGUAACAGCAAACAUGAGCAGCAUCUUGCUGCACUGGUUCCCAGUCCAGGGCUUUAAUGCCAAGCACUGGAGAUGUGUGGAAAUGCUCUCCUGUACUAUGUAUUUCCCAUCAGCGGUAGGGUAUGAACUGCAUGUGGGCAUGCAUAUGUUAACCUAUUGCAGGUCAUUUUCUGAAGCUCAUCUGUUGGGAAUGGCAGCCGUCCUGGCUUGUGCUAUGGGCUGGAGCAGUGCUCAUGGCCUGGCAGAGCUCUGCAGCACUGUGUGUUCCUCUUCUCUCCAGGGAUUUCUUAUGCAGCCAGCUAAUCCUGCUGUGGUUCAGACUGCACUUUCCAGGGGUACGUGAAGGGAAAGCUGGCACUGAAAGCCCCCCAACCAAGGAAUGCUUAAGAAACUUCGGAAUCUCAGAAGUCAGUAAUACUUCUGAACACUUUUUUUUUUUUUUUUUUUUUUUUUUUGUAGUAGAUGCUGGGCAGUGAAGAAUCCAAGCUACUGUGAUGUUGAUGUUUUGCUUAAAGAAAGACUUCACUGGUUUUUUGUUGUUAUUAUUAUUUUUUUAUAUCAUUUAAUCUCUAAUGGGCUGAAUCCUGGUAGCCCUUAGUCAGUCUCUAUGCAGGCAGAUCAAACACAGUAGGAGCUGACUUCAAGACUGAAUAAACCCAGGCGGGAGCCCAUUUCUAGCCUCUGCAGAGCAGCUCAGAGGGCUGUUUUUUCAGGUGUGUAUCAGGAUUUCUGUUGUAAAGUACAUUGAGUUGCACUGAUACUUUCUGAGGCACAGAGCUCCAACCUCUCUGCAGGUCAGUGAAACAAAAGAGAACGGGAUGGACUACCUAUAUCUUGAAAAGAGGUGUUCUUCAGGACGGUUGUGCACCAGUAUAGUUGAGACUAUAUGUGAGACUUGGGACACUUUGAAUUUUGGAGAAACUUCAGAAUUUGGAUUAUUAUUGGCUGAGUGUCUUAAGGGUAUGUGAUGCUUCACAGGUAAUCAAAAUUAAUUCUUCCCAUUGUAAAUGCAGGAAAACCAAAAGGGAAAGUUAGCCUACAUGUGUUUUGUUCUUAGCGAACAGUUAGCAUUACAAAGAUGCAAUGAUAUAAAAUAAUAAAUAUGUAUGUGCAUAUGAAUGUAAUAGGAACCAGCAGAAUAACAAUAUAAAAAUUGCUCUGUCCAAAGAAACUCUCUUGGUGUAAUCCAUAUGUAGAUCAUGUCGUUGAAAUUUAAAAGCAAUGAAAAAAUAUUGUAAUGCAACAAAAACAGCAAGAAAUUUGUAUUAAACAGCUGAAAAAACCUAGUAUUGAAAAAUCUCUUUUUGUAUAUUAAGCAUUACACAGAAAUGGUACUAAACAGUUAUUUGUCAUAAACUGAACUACCCUUGAUCAGUCACAUAAGGAUGUGGCACAAAGUUUCUCUGCCUUUUUCCGGAUAAAUUGACCUUGCACUGCGGUGAGGCAUGUCUUUUAGACUGUGUAAUAGGAGGGAACCCUUGUGCCAUGCAAAGUGCUAUUUUGAUAUCUGUGUUUUUCAGAAAAGGCUUUGUUGUAAUCUUUCUCCUUUCCCAUAAAUGAGAGCAGGGUGUGAGCUGAAAGGUGCUGCUCUCAAAGCAGAACGUCAAGUCCUAUAAUGUGCAAUGGUACGAGAAAGUGACACAAAUCUUGAGUACCAUAAAAAGCAGAUGAGAGUAAGUACAGAGAUGCUGGGUGGUCUUUCUGCUGGUGGAAGUUUUACUAGAAGAAUUUUCUAUCAAAAACUGAACAUAAGUGGGGACUUGUUUCCUAUUAAUGUCCAUUUUUUGUCUAGAGUUGUGUAUUAUCAAGAAAUAGUAUCAAUGGAAAGCAGAUUAAUGCUUUUGUUAUUCCUGUACCUUUUUCCUGUAUGCUUUUCUCUUUAAAAAUGCUGCUUAAAUUCUCUCCACCCAUCUGCUGUUUCAGAUAAAAAAGCACAGAAGAGGUUAUGUUCAGAUAUGUGUCCCAUUUUGCAUGGGAGGGAAUUGCUGGUCUUUAUACAAAACAGCUUCCUGGCACAUCAUUAGUUUCUUUGUCUUGAUGGCAAACACCGCCCUUUUGCUAUUCAGUUUUUCCACAGCAGCAUCCAUCCUUGUGUAGUUCUGUCCCAAAGCAGUGUAGGAAGGUUUAUGGCCCAGCAUGCUCCAGCUCAUGCUGGGAGCAGCUCUGCACUGCCACUGCUCUCUGGUGUGUAUUAUAGGAGCUGAAAAGCAGAUGUGGAGGUGUAAGAAAAGAAAGCUAUCUGAGUCCAGAAGGACAUCUCUCAUUCAUCUGGCUGGCAGCAGGUAAAGCUUAGCUGAGGUGAAAUGAGCAAACAGUCUUGCUGUUUAUAUUGGCACCCUUUUGGGUUGUGCUUUUUUUUUUUUUUUUUUUGGAGAAAAAGUCACAUAAAUCAGUGUGGCAUAAAACAGUGGCAGAGCCUAAACACCAGCUAAAUAAAUGAUAGCACAUCUGUGCUAAGCAAAGUAACAAAAUAUCUGCUACUUGUUAAGUAUAAUUAGUUUCAGGCACCAUAAUGCAAAAUAUUAACUAUUUAAAAAAUCAAAGAACGCUGAAAGUGUCAGGCAGGUCUGUCUGGUAAGAGCAACAUGCGGUCUCGUCUGGGCUGGGAUUUUGUGUAUUAAUGCAUUUAUUAAUUUCCACACAUCCUUAAUGAGCAGAGCAAGUGACAGAAACACUAAGCUGCAGAGAGCUUCUCUAAUGUUUUUUGAUUAGCUGACAGUGCUUUUGAAGCUGCUAAUACCCCUUCAUCCACAAAAGGACAAUUCUCAAACAAAAUCAAAACAACCCUGUGCUAGAAGUGCAAUUUGUGUUUGAUAGCAGUAGCUCAGCUGCAGUCAGUAAAUACUGCUGUCUGGUGCUCUAUAGCUGCAGUGCUGCUGCUUGUAUUGCUGAGAUGUUUAUGCUCUGUCAAUCAGGAGACAGCAGAUGCCAUUAAGCCAUCUCAGCACUUUCCCACUGCACCAUAAUUGCAGUAUCUCUUCUAAGCAUUCACGACUUGCUGAGACUUUUUUUUUUUUUUUUAAUUUCUGUAAAGCUGUUGUUAAUUUUUCAUGAUGGGCCUAUGGUCCAAAUAUGAUCUAGCAGAAGUCACUGUGUGCCUCUAGAUAGAAUCACAGAAUAUCCCAAUUUGGAAAGGAUCCCUAAGGAUCACUGAGUCCAACUCCCGGCUCCACAAACGACCAUCCAAAAAUCAGACCCUAUGCCUGAUAGUAUUAUCCAAAUGCUCCUUAAACUUUGACAGCUCAGCCCAGGGGAGCCUGUUCCACUGCCUGUGCCAAGGUCUGGCAAUCAGUGGAUAUUGCACCUGCACAUUCAUUCUUACUUUUUUGGUUUUGGGGUGCUAGUUUAUUUCAGGCUUCUGAAUGUCACACACACAGACAGUCACAAAACAGGUACAAAUGUGCUUUUCAGAGUUCUCCUUUGUAUGCACACUAGAAGCACGUGUAGGAAUGUCUGUCUCAUUGAGUGACUGGAAGUGCUUGGUAUAGGUUAAAAGAUUUUGCUAUUUACUUCCAAUCUGGAUGUUACCCUCCCACCCAGCUGAAAAAGGACAAACAGCAGUAAUUCUUAGUUAAGGAGUAAAAAGCAAAGCUCCUUUGGCUGUUCAGUAUAAUUAGAUUCAAUAUCAAACAUGAUUCCUUGAGGAACAACCUACAUGUCAUUUCUUUUUAAUUAAUAUAUUGGAGAGGGAAAUUUUUGCUUGAGAUAUUGGAAGCAAUGCAGAUUGAGGGCUCCUUCAUCUGUGUACACAUCGAUUUUCCAAAACCUCAUACACCAGUGGGACAGGGAGACUUUACAGGACCCCUGACAGGUCCAAACCUGCAGACCAAAGACCUGGUUGUGGAGGAGGUUGUGGAGCAGGGCUGGUUGUGGAGGAGAACUCAUCUCUGGCCCUGGCUUAAACGCUGUGCUAGGAAUGAGCUCAUUAACUAAUUCCGUGUUCUGCUGAUUAAAAGCAGUAACACGUGGUGACUUACUGACGUAAUCUGCUUUCACUGUUUCUUUAAGACUUUUCACAGAAGGACCAAAGAAUGUGAAUUGUAAUGUAAUAGCAUUACAAUGGUUUCAUGUCUAGUUAUUCUCUACUAUUUAAUAGCAUAUGUACUGAGUUUCCUAGUUAUUUUAUGACAUGCAUUGCUGUUUCCACUGCACGGCUUGUUAUAACUAGCACACAACUGUGCUGGAAAUUGUUAUGGCCUGAUUUAGUGUCAUUGUUCUAGGAGCUCUUUUGAGUCAGCACAGGCAAGGGCACCCUGGGCCGCAUUCGCUUCCCCCAACUUCAGCUAUUGUGUGGCUGGUCCUUUGGGCUUCCUUUGCCAACAGACAAAAACAGACCUCUUCAGGACACAGCACAUCUGGUGUGUUCAAAGGUCCUGACUGAAAAUGGGAGAAAUGUCUCUGUUGGAUAUGCAGUAAGAAAGCAAAGCAAUGGCCUGAAGUUGUGUCUGGGGAGGCUUGGAUUGUAUAUUAGGAAAAAUUUCUUCUUAGAAGGAGUAGUGAGGCACUGGCACAGACUGCCCAGGGAGGUCACCAUCCCUGGAGGCAUUCAAGGACUGUGGAGACUUGGCACUGAGGGACAUGGUUAGUGGGCAUGGUGAAGAUGGGUUGGGAUUGGAGUAGAUAAUCUUACUGGUCUUUUCCAACCUUGAUGAUUUUAUAACUCUAUGAUUCUAUAAGGAUAUAUGAAUUUGUUAGGCUAGAUGUCUGUCCUUUAGGUACUGAAAGGUAGAUGCGGUGCAUUCUAAACCACCGGACUAUCUACCAGUGCUAGACCAUCACUGAUGCUGCUGUCCUCCUCUGAGCAUUGUGUGUGUAGGAUGGACUGUGCUUCUGAUAUAGAUCUCUGAACCUGGGUGACACAGAGACAGACACAGGAAUUUAUGCUGAAUUCUGAAAGCUGCUCAGUGUUAGCAGCUGGGUAAGCAUUAAUCCUGUGUAGCAUUUCUGAAGCCAGCUUCCUCUGCAAGAAUCUUUUCCCCAGAAUCUUUGUUAGCUAUCUGUUAGUCUGGAAUAACCUGCAAGUUGAAGUUCAGCCUCCUGUAGUAAUUAAAAAAAUACACAUAAUAAAAUACCAGAGGGAGCAAACUUGUGUUGGCAGAGGCAGGCACAAUAUGCUGACAGUACUUUUGCAACUCAAAUUUGCAUUAUUUCUUGGCUUCCUGUAAGCUACAUAAAAUAUUCUGACUGCACCAUGUGUUAUAAAGUCUAUCCCUGUGCACUAAUAUAAAUAUAAUAAUGGAGCCAAAUCCCAGUAUUACAGCUGUGAAGCCAGAAAAAAAAUUCUGACCUUGAAGAAACUGCUGAAAUAUUGCUUGGCUACAACUGCUAAGGUUGUAGCUGUCUCAGUGGUAGGGAAAACAAGGGGCUGUGCACAGAUGUCGAUAGGUGGGCCUCCCUUUCCUCCUUUGCGGAUUCAGUUCUGAGCUCCUGGUGGUGCUGAGGGAGCUGUGUGGCACUGGGGACCACUCCUGAGGCUGUUAAGUUUGUGGCUAUCUGUCCCUAGGAAGGGGUGGGUAUCAGUCAGAGAAUUAGGUCUGCAUGAAAUAAAUAGCACUUUGGAAGGUGUAAUAUUAUCACUGAAUUCAAUGUCCGUCCUCCACACCCUCCUCCCCAUAUCCCUAAGAAGCAAUCUGGGAGAGAAAGCAGAAAUGAGGGAGAAGCUCAGGGCACUAGUAUUUAGUUGCAGCCAUUUGGAGGCUGCUAUUUGUUGUCUAAUCCAAGUGCUUUAGGGGAGUCACAGGUAAAGGUUUGUACACAGAGUUAAAGACAUUCCAUUAGCUGCAAGAAUAUAUUUUGUGUUGCAGGGACAAUAAUUCUCAAGGGUAGUUUCUGGGUGUGAUGCUGUAUCUGCUUUUCAUGCUGACUGGAGUUUGUAUUGUUCUGAAGUGUUAACAUGUGGGUUGAUGGUUGGAUCAGAUGAUCUUACUGGUCUUUCCAACCUUAAUGCUUCUGUGAUUCUAUGAUUCUACGUGCUAUAAAUCAUCACUGCAGAUUCUACCUCAUUUCAUAGAAACCUAGAAACUGUGAGCAUGAGGGGGUUCCGUCAGUUUCUCUCGUCCAGCAUUACUUUUGACAGCACAAAUAAUGUGUAUUUCAGUGAAUGGUGAUAGAACAAGAGGAAAUGGAUUCAAGCUAAAAAAGGGGAGAUUUAGACAGGAUAUAAGGAAGAAGUUUUUAAAGUAAGGGUAGUGAGACACUGGCACAGGUUGCCCAGAGGUGUGGUGGAUGCCCUAUCCCUGGAGACAUUCAAGGUCAGGCUGGAUGGGGAUCUGAGCGCCGAUGGAGCUGUAGGUGUCCCUGUUCAGUGCAUGGAGGUUGGACUAGAUAGUCUUUAAGGGUCCUUUCCAACUCAAAUGAUUCUAUGAUUCUGUGACUUCAGGCUGCUUUUUAUCAAAUAUUUGAAGACCAACUUAGGUUGUUCAGCAGGCAUAUAGAUACGUCUGGCAAUUCUGGGUGGCAUAACCCCAACCAUAAAAAUAACUGUCCAUCUCUUUGUUCUUUGUUUGUUUGUUUAUUUGUUGUCGUUGCUUUGAAAAUGACUUUGCAAUCUUGCAUAUUUGGAUUGUGGGAAAAAGUGUGGUGAGUAAAUAGCUCACUGUGCAAAGAGCCAACUUAGUGCUUGGAAGUGUGUGCAGGAAUUCUGUGUGAAGCAGGAGGGUGCUGGUGUUUGGGGGCAGGGCUCCAUGAGCCUCCUGGGUGGAAGGAAAAACUUUUUUUUUUUGUUUUGCUUUAUUCUCUUCCUCUAAAUAGAUUAGGAGGAUAUGGAGAAACAGUCUCGCUGUGCUGUGGUAAUAGUGUUGAAUGAGAUGAUGGGCACACUGAAGUUAAGGCUGUUAAAAACUAACACCAAUUUUUUUUAAGUGAGCACCCCCAUCCCCUGGGACAAUCAGUUUUUAUUCACCAUCACAACUUUUGUGAUAACUGUUCCAAAUUUUAUUUCAAACACAAAAACAACAUGCCAAAAACACAGCAAUCUUUUUCUUUGCCAGAUACUUUAAAGAUUAAAUUAGCUGUAGUGAUAGGUGUGGAAAGGGAAAUGGCUGGUGGGCAGGAUGUGGGGGGAGGCUGAAUUUUUAGAAGUCAUUUUGAAAUUCUGCACUUUUGCCUUUGGCAUCACACACUUUUUCAUUCUUACUUCUCUUCCAUAGUGACUGAAGAAUCAAAAUAAAUAAUUGAAAGUUAAUAUGUUUUUUUUUUUCUGGAGACUCUUUUUAGACAAUUGAGCCCAAAGGAGAAAAUACAGUGAAUGUUAUGUAUAGUCAGCAGGAAACAGUGUUGCCAGUAGGAGCAGGCAUGUGAUCCCUGCCCUGUACUCAGCUCUGCUGAAGCUGUGCUGCAUGUAAUGUGUUCAGUUUGGGCCCUUCACUGCAAGAAAGACAUAGAGGCCCUGGAGUGUGUUCAUAGAAGGGCAGUGAAGCUGUGAGGGGCCUGGAGCACAGGUGUAAUGAGGAGAGGUUGAGAGAGCUGGGAUUGUUCAGUCCGGAGAAGAGGAGGAUGAGGGGAGACCUUAUUGCUCUCUAUAAGGACCUGAAGGGAGGUUGUGGAGAGGUGGGGGUCGGCCUCUUCUCAUGUGUAACAAUGAUAGGAGUUGAGGGAAUGGCCUUAAGCUGUGCUAGGAGAGGUUUAGGUUGGAUAUUAGGAGAAGCUUCUUCUCAAAAAGAGUGGCGAUGCAGUGUAACGGGCUGCCCAGGGAUGUGGUGUGGUCACCAUUGCUGGAGGUCUUACUGUGGAGAUGCGGCACUAAGGAGCAUGGCUGUGAUGGGAUGACAGCUGGACUAGAUGAUCUUGGUGGUCUUUUCCAACCUUGACAAUUAUAUGAUUCUGUGGUAUAUUAUUAUAUGUUUUGAGGAUGAGUUACAGUCUCAUGAGAAGCAUUUCUAGCCAACAUAUAGAUUCAUGUAGGUAUAUAUACUUGAUAUACCUUAAGUCACAACACUUACGUUCUGGCAGUAUUCGAUGAACAAAAGGUUAAUAGAGGGGAUGAAUCUAGUUCUGUUCUAGCAGCUUUUGGUGAAGUCACGUGCUUUUUGCUUUUAGACUGCCUUUGCAAAUGGGAGGCUAGUGAUUUGAGUCUUUUGUAUAUCCAGAUGUAUACACACUGAUUGGACAGCUGUCAAAGCAUUAUUAUGUGAGCUUUUAUAAAUCUGGCACUGAAGGUAAACUCUGUUCCCCUACCAUGCUGGCACUUGCUGAGGAGCUGCUGCAUUACAGUGGUGUGUGGUGCAUGCAAAGUGAUCCCAUUACACAACACAGUGUAAAGGCAGAAUGCGGACUCUUGCCAAGGAUGCUCUGAGCUGGAGGUCAGUUUCUGUGAGUUUGUUUUCACAGUAUUGUCACCUGCUGAAAACUUCUGUGUGCACCUCUUAAUAAGUUUUAAGUCAUCCCAAUACAUUUUGGGAUAUCCAGAAAGGGCAUUGAAAAUGCCAAUUUUCAUUGAAAACAAACACUCCUACAAGAGGGAAGAGUUUCCUCAAAGACUUUUUUUCCUAGCUUUUUUGCCCCUGGCACAGAAGUAGGAGAACAUAAUGUUGGUGAAAUGUCAGUGUUAGGAGAGUCUGUUUAGGACCACUGUGACUCUGUAUGAAAAUAAGUGAUGGAGGAAUCUGGAAGCUAGGAUAGGGAAUCUGUUUGCAGUACAAAUGAGCCAUGCAGCAUUUAUACACACUGUGCUUGGGGUACUGGAUGGAAAGAUGAUUUCUCUGCAUCAGAGGUGGUUUUCUGUUGUAUAACUGCACCACAUCAGCUGCAGCAUUUUCUGCCAUAUCGACAACAUCUUUCUCAAUCUGAUGCCAAUUUUUCCAAGGUCUUUGUGUUUGUAGUCUUGAAAUCAGGAGGGAGACAAUGAGAGUAGCUGGAGUGAAGUAAAGGAGAAAGAGAAAAAAAGGGAUUGGUGGCAAGAGCCGUGCUGCAAUGAUGCUUUGCUGGGAAAUAUAGUCCCCAUGUCUUGAAACUUUUCCUCUCCUCUUCUCCUAUAGAAAAACAUGUUCCAUGGAAGAGGACUGUGCCAUAGCAUGACUUUUGCUAACUUCAGUCUCCAUUCUGCUGUUCAUUUAAAAGUGGGAGAAACACUGUGAAUGUAACCUGGAAGAAUGGACAGUCCAGCUCACUCCUUGGUCUUUUUCACUCUGUACUUAGUAUCAUAAAAUAAUAGAAUCAUAGAAUGGCCUGGGUUGAAAAGGACCGCAAUGAUCAUCUGUUUCAACCCCCUGCUAUGUGCAGGUCACCAACCAGCAGACCAGGCUGCCCAGAGCCACAUCCAACUUGGCCUUGAAUGCCUCCAUGGAUGGGGCAUCCACAACCUCCUCAGGCAACCUGUUCCACUGUGUCACCACCCUCUGGGUGAAAAACUUCCUAAUA